This is a messenger RNA of Cyprinus carpio (common carp), 4736 nucleotides long. Its product is annotated as retinal guanylyl cyclase 2. The record is from RefSeq and is a predicted model, not a curated record. NCBI's taxonomy places the organism in Eukaryota, Metazoa, Chordata, Actinopteri, Cypriniformes, Cyprinidae. Gene Ontology annotation, biological process: protein phosphorylation; intracellular signal transduction; cGMP biosynthetic process. Gene Ontology annotation, molecular function: peptide receptor activity; guanylate cyclase activity; ATP binding.
AAAUUGUCAGUGUUGAGGUGUUGUUAAUAUUUCUACUUUAAGUUGUUAGUCGGUAUCUUGAAUAUUACUGGACCGCAAGCUCAUAUGCACACUGAGAAGACACAAUGCCUUUUGCCAUGUAUGUCUGGAUUAUAGACUAAAGAGGGUUAAGAAGUCACUGCUUGGAUUCCCGGCCUGCCCCUCCUUUCUCCUCUGCUCGUUCCUUGUCUCUUGCUGUCUCACUCUCUCUCUUUGUAAAUCUGCCUAUUCCCAUAAGACCCAGGACUCAGAGAGGCUCUUGUUCCAGAGGCUUCCCCCAUUAGGCUCUCCAGAUUGGGGCAGGACUCAGUCCAAUAGAGGGCCUCCAACCUCCAGGGACCACAAGCCAAAGAUCAACUCUCCAUUUUAAAAAGAGAAAGGUGGAUUUCUACAUCUACAUUUUUAUACUAUUCUUUUCAAAGACGAUAAGAUAAAGGACUUAAAAAAAAAAAAAAGAAAAAACAUGGAAUUUUGACAUGGAAUAUCUGUCUUUUCUCCACCUUUGAUCUGGACUUUUACAUUUUUAAUUUGGAAUUUGUUAUUUCUUAUUACUAUUUCCUCCCUGGAAGUGCUGUUCUGGUCCCCCUCUGGUUAUUCUCAGACUCUCUGUGUUCUAAUGGGACGAGUACUCACCAUGGCUCUCAAUUAGCCACACUUACCAGACAGUGAUGGCUGGUUAUUGUACAAUAGUUUUGGGCUAGUGCCCCUCAGUGGGUAGAACCCAAAUUGAGGGGUGGGUGUUUUGGGCGUGUUUUUUUUAUCAGCCUUCAACAAUACAGACAAUUAAUUCGAACAAUACAGCACAACACCUCUCAGUGCCACCUGCUUUUCAUUGUCCCAGACAAUUAACAGUAAAACAAAAAUAAAAUGGAUGACCACAGAAACUCUAGCUUUAUUCGCCAGUCCCACCACCCACGAUGGCCACAGUCUAGUGCUGGAAAGAGACGACGAAAACAAGCCUCAAAGCAAAAAGCAAAAAAACCUGAUGGCUCAUUGUGUCCUGUGUCCUCGACCCCAGCGCUACGCAGCCGCAGCUGGUGGGGCAACUGUUUUCUCCUUCCUCUAGUCAUGCUAUCAUACUUGCCCUGUGAGGCCUGGGGCACCACCUUCAAAAUCGCCAUUGUAGGACCGUGGGCAUGUGACCCCAUGUUCUCCAAAGCCCUACCAGAUCUGGCUGCGCGGUUAGCCAUGAGCCGGAUAAACAAAGACCCUGACCUCAACAAGGGCUACUGGUAUGAUUACACACUAAUUAAUGAGGAUUGCUCCAGCUCGAAAGCCCUGGCACACUUUGCUGAGCUGGAGGGCUAUGGUUCGGCCUUUCUUGGACCAGCAAAUCCUGGCUACUGCACUGCUGCUGCGCUGCUAGCAAAGAAUUGGAACAAGGGCAUCCUGUCCUGGGCUUGUCUGAAGGCAGACAUGGAUGAGGGAAUGUAUUCCACCUUCCUGCGGCCGCUCCCGUUGUCUGCUCGUGUGCUCCUCUCCGUGCUGCGCUUUUUCCGCUGGGCACAUGUUGGGAUUAUAACAGCAGAGAACGACAUGUGGGAAGCGACUGGGCACGAACUGGCAGCUUCCCUGCGUGCCCUUGGUCUGCCAGUUGGUGUGGUUGUUACCAUGGAAAUGGACAAGGAAGGGCCACGGCGAGCCCUAAAGACAAUACGGGAGACCGAUCGAGUAAGGGUUGUCAUCAUGUGCAUGCACUCUGUUCUGAUUGGUGGAGAGGAACAGUAUCAGUUGCUAACCACAGCAAUGGACAUGAGAAUGAUUGACCGAGGGUAUAUCUUCAUUCCAUAUGACACCCUCCUGUAUUCACUGCCAUAUAAAAAUGUGAACUAUCCAAUCCUGGCCAAUGACACCAAACUGCGACGAGCAUAUGAUGGGGUCCUGACAAUAACUAUGGACCAAGGGGAACAAAACUUCUAUGAGGCCUUUAGUGCAGCGCAGGAAUCCUAUGAUAUACGUACCAGCACACCACCUGAAGAGGUUUCUCCAUUCUUUGGGACCAUCUAUAACAUGCUCUAUUAUACAGCGAAGGCUGCAGAGCAGAGCCGAGUUGCGAAUGGAGGGCGCUGGGUAUCAGGAGAUACACUGGUUAAAAAUGAGGGUGGAUUUGAAUUCAAUGGCUUUAACCAGCGGAUAUCGGCAGGUACCGAUGGAGAAGGAAUGCAGGCCCGCUAUGCGGUCCUGGACACAUACGACACACGGACAAGCCUACACCGCACACACGCCCUGGAAGCAUCGCACACAUAUGGGAAAUAUGGAGGAUUGAAGUACCUGGGGAAAUCGAUUCAUUUUGCUGGAGCGUCACCGAGCACUGACUCAAACUGUUGGUUCAGUUCUUAUGUUGCUUGUAGUGGAGGUUUGGAUGGAGUGACCAUUUUCCUCCUUCUUCUCUUGUUCUGUGUGUUUAUAAGUGGAGCAGGUGUAUUAUUUUUCCAUUUUAGGAAAUACGGGAUGGGGAUAUUAGGAGCAUUUAGUGGAGGAGGAAAUGGAAGCCCCACUAAGAUAAUACUGACACUGGAUGACUUGGUCUUCAUCAACACCACACUCAGCAGGAGGAAGCUGAAUGAGGAGAGUAUGAAGCUGAAUGAGGAGAGUAUGGCAAAGAGUCAACUAGAUGUUAAAACCCCUCGCCACUCAGUUUCAGGACGCAGUUACAUUAUGUCAACUCUUGAAACGUCCAACGUUGCUGUAUUUGAGGGUGACUGGGUUUGGCUGAAGAAAUGCCCCUGUGGAGAUUCUGUUUCAGAAAUCAGUGACAGCACUCAGGCCAUCUUUAUCAAGCUGAGAGACAUGCGUCAUGAGAAUCUGAACCUGUUUCUGGGUCUGUUCUUGGAUACUGGCAUAUUUGGCAUUGUUACGGAGCAUUGCACCAGAGGCAGUCUGGAAGACCUGCUCAACAACGAGGAAAUGAGACUGGACUGGAUGUUCAAAUCCUCUCUUCUCCUUGAUCUGAUCAGGGGAAUGAAGUACUUGCAUAAUCAUGGGAUUAUUCAUGGACGCUUGAAGUCAAGGAACUGUGUGGUAGAUGGUCGGUUUGUUCUGAAAGUUACGGAUUAUGGCUUCAGUGAAAUCAUCAACUGUCAAAACAUCAUCCUGGAGGACACCAAACCAGAGGAUCAAUUCUGGACAGCUCCAGAGAUCCUGCGGGAUCCUAAACUGAAGAAGAAGGGGACAUAUGCAGCUGAUGUAUACAGCUUUUCUAUUAUCAUGCAGGAGGUGAUCUCUCGCUGUGCACCCUUUUGCAUGUUGGAUAUGCCUCCUGAAGAAAUCAUAGAUAAGGUGCGCUCUCCUCCACCGCUGUGCCGACCCACUGUGUCUGUGGAUGAAGCGCCGCUGGAGGUGAUUCAGAUCAUGAAGCAAGCCUGGAGUGAGGAGCCUAACAAGAGACCCACGUUUGAGGAGAUCUUCAGACAGUUUAAGAAUGUGAACAAGGGAAAGAAGACAAAUAUAAUUGACUCAAUGUUAAGGAUGCUGGAGCAGUACUCCUCAAACCUGGAGGAUCUGAUCCGAGAGAGGACUGAAGAACUAGAGGUAGAGCGUCAGAAAACGGAUGCUCUUCUAGCCCAGAUGCUGCCCAAAUCUGUGGCCUUGGCAUUAAAGACAGGGAAGCCAGUAAAGCCGGAGCACUUUUCAGAUGUCACACUGUAUUUCAGUGAUAUUGUGGGCUUUACCACCAUCUCUGCUCUGAGUGAACCAAUCGAAGUGGUCGAUCUGCUUAAUGACCUCUACACACUUUUUGAUGGAAUCAUUGCAAUCCACGAUGUCUACAAGGUAGAGACUAUUGGUGAUGCGUACAUGGUGGCAUCAGGGGUUCCAAACCGUAACGAUAACCGUCACGCAGCAGAAAUGGCCAACAUGUCUCUGGACAUUCUGCACUGCAUCGGAACAUUUAAAAUGAGGCACAUGCCUGACGUCAAAGUCAAAAUCCGCAUUGGACUCCAUUCUGGUCCAGUGGUAGCAGGUGUAGUUGGGUUAAAGAUGCCACGGUACUGUCUGUUUGGGGACACAGUAAACACAGCCUCCCGAAUGGAAUCCACAGGGUUGCCUUACAGAAUUCAUGUCAAUCAGAGUACUGUUGAUGUCCUGAACAGCCUCAAACUUGGCUACAAAAUAGAUGUUAGGGGCAGGACAGAGCUCAAGAACUGGACAGAUCAGAACUGGCAGUAAGCGAAGUGGGAGGAGAUAGGGGCAGGAUCUGGAAAGGUCCUUGAGUCGGGAUUCGAACUCGGGACAACCAUAGCAUAACAGCACUGCCCAGAAAGCUAUCAGAGCCGAUGAACACCACACUUGAGAUGAAACAUGAGACACGUUGUGUGAAGAAAAAAAUCAAGGCAAAUGCCUUUUGAAUGCUAUAGCUAUAAAAUUAACAAAAGAAGAGAUGACAACUUUAUUCCCAAAAAUGUUUAAAAGUUUCAUGUUCUAAAUUUCCAUCACCAUCAUUUUCACCACAAAAUGUUAUGACACACAAUAAUAGAAAUUACACUUAUAGAAAGGUUCAGGACAUUCAGAAAAAAGAAAAAAAAAAGAAGAAAAUGAUAACAGAAUUCUACACCCUUAGGCAUGGCUAGUAAACAAAAUAAACAAAAUUAGUGUGAGAGGGAAACUGCUUAAAGAAAUGUUAUGUUUUAGCAUUUGCCAAGAAACCUCCUGGAAUCACACAUGACACUAAAUGCCUCUUAAAUGUCCUGAAACCUGUCAGAUUAGUUCCUUUCAUUCUC